Paramacrobiotus metropolitanus is the source of this 2402-nucleotide messenger RNA. RefSeq names its product MAM and LDL-receptor class A domain-containing protein 2-like. The coding region runs from base 119 to 2251 and encodes 710 amino acids. The transcript is spliced from 22 exons. The record is from RefSeq and is a predicted model, not a curated record. NCBI's taxonomy places the organism in Eukaryota, Metazoa, Tardigrada, Eutardigrada, Parachela, Macrobiotidae. Gene Ontology annotation, cellular component: membrane. Gene Ontology annotation, molecular function: serine-type endopeptidase activity. Gene Ontology annotation, biological process: proteolysis.
UUCAACAGGGCCUGGCAAACCAGUGAUUUUCUAAACGCAUCAGUUUUCUAACACAUUAACUGCAGCGAAUUUUCUGCUGCCCUUAGAAAUCUGGUCAUUUGUUAAUAACAGUUUUUUCAUGAUGUCACAGACGCGAUGGCUGAUAUUACCGUUCAUAGCUUGUACUUUGUUUGCGAAAGUCAGCACCGCCUGGAACUGUAAUUUCGAGGGCAGCGGUACAUGGAGUGCGGAGAUCUGCGACGGACUGCAAGAUAUUCGCAGCAACGAUGUGGACUGGCAGCGCCAUAAAGGACCCACGUCGAGCUCAUUCACCGGUCCAAACGUCGACCACACAACUGGCACUGCCGAUGGUUAUUAUUUGUAUGUGGACGGAAGUGACGGAAAAAAGGGCAACAAGGCAAAAUUCCUGUGGAGUGUGCCCACCAUCGAUAAUCAGCCGCAGUGUUUCACGAUGUGGUACCACAUGUUAGGAGCAACACCCGGUAUCCUGCGCGUAUGGUUGCUCAAAGCCCAGCAGACCUGGAAACUUAUCGAAGUGUCGAAUCACACGAGCGCUGACUGGUCAAUGGCCAGUGUCUCAUUUACCGUUAGCCCUGCUAUCUUUGAUGAUCCUGAUGGAAGCCUUAUGCUCGUGAUUGAGGCAACGCUUGGUGCAGGUUGGCAGUCGGAUAUAGCGGUGGACGAUUUAGUCCUGGAACCAUGCCGCGGCUCAGUGGAGUCCCCGUUAAGUCUUUCGCUCAGCACAUCCGUGUAUAACUAUGGACAAAUCAGCAGUUUCGUUACCAUCACCCGUACGACACCGUUCCACUGUGACUUUGAAUUCCAUCACAACGACGAGCGGGGAUGGUGCGGCUUCGAAGCCGACAACACCCACGACGAGUGGCAACGGGAUCGCGGUGACGCCGGAAUACCUGGAGUGGGUCCGGAGUAUGAUAAUACUUUUGAGGACGACGUCAACGUGAUUGGUGCCGAACAGGGAUAUUAUUUAUGGAGUGGUUGGAUGCGCGGCGAUGGGGUCGCCAACGUCGCCGGAUUGAUGUCACCCAGCUUCACCCUGGAUAGUCCGCUUGUCGGGAAUGAAAGACUGUGUGUUUCUUUUGCGUACUUUCUCAAAGGAUCCAACAUUGGCAACUUAACGGUGCUGUACGGUGACGGUGCAAAUAUUAGCACCCUGUUUACGGUGGAUGGAAGUCAUGACGUGGAACCAAGAUACUGGCGGGUUGCAGACACACGGAUAGCACUCAAAAGCACCAGUUUCAUGAUGAUUUUCCAAAAUUAUCACGGAAAGGGGCUCCUUCAGUCAAUGGAGAUCGCAAUUGACGAUAUUAAGGUCUAUGUGUGCGAUAACCAAACACCGUUUCCCCAGCCGGAAGCGAAGCCGUCAGCCGAUGAAUGCCCCAACGCUCUCUACUGCGCUGCGAAAUGCAGUCAGCAAUACAUCGCACCAAAUCCGGACAAUGCACGAAUUGUUCGUGGGCAACCGGCAGUUCCGCAUAGUUGGCCGUGGCAGGUCGGUCUGAUGACAACCGCGUUCGGAACACCACUGAGACACUCUUGCGGAGGUUCCAUCAUUCAUCCGCGGUAUAUUCUUACCGCCGCCCACUGCGUUUCGCACGGAACCAAGGAGAGCCACGUUGUCCGAGUCGGAGCACACCAAGUGGAAUCCGUCGGACUGGAAGCGUCACAGGUCGACCACACCGUGGAAAGCAUCCACAUCCAUCCUGGUUGGGAUGAGACAACUAUACGCAAUGAUAUUGCGGUACUGAAACUCUCCAAACCGAUCCGGAUGACCAAACGCGUCCAGCCGAUCUGCUUAGCCGAUGAUGAUGAGCAGCUGUUUCAGGGAGACACUUGCGUCGUCACCGGUUGGGGUGUCAACAUCCCUUUCGACCAUGAUCCCAACGGUCCGACUCUGGAGCCCCGAACUGCCAGUCUCCGAGAAGCCGAUGUGUACAAGCUGGACAUGGAGCAAUGCCAGGAACAAAUCAAUAUGACUUUAGGAGAUGAUCAAAUGUGCGCGUAUCAUCCGGAAGGAAAAGACACCUGCAGCAGUGAUUCCGGAGGACCAUUGAUUUCCAAGAAGAAAGGCGUUUACAAACUCUACGGUGUGACCUCCUUUGGAUAUCAGUGCGGAAAGCCAUUCCAACCAGCCGUGUAUGCCAACGUGCCGUAUUUUUACAAAUGGAUACUGGACAUUAUGGCUGAACAGUCUUUUACCGCUUCGUUAAGCCCAGAAGCACCACUGCCAUGAAGAAAAAGAAGUAUUACGGUUCCCACAACGAAAUGUUAACAACGAACAUAUUUUUAAAAGAAUGCAUUAUGAAGUACAUAUUCUGCUACGUACAUGUACGUAUAUAAGGGGCGAAAGUAAACGCGUUCCACCGUUCCCCUGUACUGCUGCC